AUCAUAGGACGCAGAACGAGUGUGCUCCCAAUCGGCUUAUCUUCUUCGCCCAUCUCGGGUGAGUUACAGCUUCUUUUCAAACCCAAUCGAUUGUGUUCCGUAUCUAUAGAUGUGUUUCCCAAGCUCAAACUCUGUCCGAUUUCAAACUAUUUGCACAAUUUCAGCCUCUCAUUCCAUAAAUGCCACCGACAAUUUCUUUGAGACAUCUAUAGAUCUUUGAAAUAUGCUCUUACUAUAUAUUUUCUUGAGUUAAUUAUAGUAUGAUUUGGUUGUUUGGUUCAGUUCUUUUGUGUCUGCUUCAUAAUUUUAGUCAACUUCACCAAUUUUAGGGUUAUGUCUUGGCUGGCUUUAAUCCCUUUGUUGUUGUUUUUUUGCACAUGAUCUAGAGCCAUCUGAAUUGUUAUGGCGGGGAGAGAUAGAAUCAGCCAACUCCCCAUAGAGAUACUGGACCAUAUUAUGGGAUUCUUGCCUAUUCAACAAGCUGCUAAAAUUGCAGUUUUGUCUAAGGUUUGGAGGGAUGCGUGGUCCGGGCUCACGCGGUGUUGCUUCGACCAUCACUUCUUUCGAUAUUUUGAAAACAGACUGCGGGAAGAGGCUAACGAGUGUAUCGAGAAACCCUCGUGUUGGAAUGUAAUAAAAAAAGUUAUCUUGGAGCACAAGGGGUCUAUCCGGAAAUUUGUCUUUCUUUUUUCAUCUUUUAGGAAGGUAAAUGUUAGGUUGCAGCCAUGUGACCUGGACGAGUCGUUACUUUUAGUCACACAACGAGGCGUUGAAGAAAUCCGCCUCUCUUUCGGGUUUAACGAAUACAAGUUGCUGGAUUGCGUGUCUUCAUGCUCCACACUUGUGAGACUAUAUCUGCAAGGGUUCUCUAUUGACCCACAGAAUGCCACAUGGACUUUACCCAGUGCUACAUCACUUUCUUUUGAUUUUGUCUACUUUGGUACCAGAAAUCUUUCCAACUAUGUUUUUGAUGUUCCAAAGCUGGAGGAUUUGUCAUUUAUCAAUUGCAAGGAUAUCUUUCUCUUUGACAUUACUACUAGAAGUCUUCACAAUUUGACGAUCAAUAGUUGUUAUAGUAGCAAAAUAGGCAGUUUUCUCCCGGUCAACAUGGACUUGAAAUCUAUUUGCACUCUUGCUUUUGACAUUGACAGUCUUCAGGAUUUUCUUCGCAAAACUACUAGAAAGGGACUCUCAAUACAAUUGCCCACACUAACUGUGGAAAUACUCAAGCUAUCAGGUUUUUGUUUUCAAGAUAAAGCUGGGGUCUCUGCAUUUGUUCGCUUGUUGUGCAAAUGCCCAAAGUUACGCAGUCUUGAAAUCAAAUUCCAAACUGUGGUACGUACACUUUACUUCAUUUUUCGGGGUAAAAGAUUUGGGCAAUCUUUUUGUUGCAUUCAUGUUCAUUCAAUUAUAUGCUCGAAGUACUUGAUUGUUGGUCUUUUUCUUUUAUAUAUAGUGUGAUAAGUGGACAAAUAUUAACAAGUGUAUGGAUGCGGCGUCCGGGCAGUUGAUAAAACUCCGUAGUGUUGUACGAAAACACAAAGUGCUUCAUUUUUUGAAGCUUCGCUCGUUCAAAGGAUUGAGGCCCCAAAUGCAUUUCAUCCGGGAGAUGCUUGGAUGGCUGCCUGCACUUGAAAAGGUUGUCAUUAUUGGUUGUCCCUAUGUGUUUGAUUGGAACAAGGAACAUGAAACUAUGGAAGAAAUUUUGCAAUUCCCGCGUGCAUCUCUGAAAGCUAAAAUUCUUUGUAAAUGAAAGGUUUAUCUUUCCAAGUUGUCGUUAUGGUAGAUUUCAGUGGUAACUCAUAUGCAAAAUGGUUGGAAGGUAACUUUUUCCAGGUAUGUGAGUUUUGUAGUAAUGGCUUUGACAUGCCAAAAGGAUGAGUUUUGAAAUUUGAAUCAAAUGCAACGUAAACA
Messenger RNA from Cuscuta campestris, 1914 nucleotides. The record is from the annotation of a GenBank genome assembly. Lineage: Eukaryota; Viridiplantae; Streptophyta; Magnoliopsida; Solanales; Convolvulaceae.